Scheffersomyces amazonensis is the source of this 928-nucleotide messenger RNA. RefSeq lists its product as uncharacterized. Bases 180 to 887 code for a protein of 235 amino acids. Gene Ontology annotation, biological process: positive regulation of TORC1 signaling. Gene Ontology annotation, cellular component: cytosol. Gene Ontology annotation, molecular function: GTPase activator activity. The record is from RefSeq and is a predicted model, not a curated record. Lineage: Eukaryota; Fungi; Ascomycota; Pichiomycetes; Serinales; Debaryomycetaceae. The transcript has a single exon.
AUGCCCAUUGAAAAAUCUCAACCAUUUUUCUUUCUUGAUGCGAAGUCUCGCCUUUGGCAGUGGCUACUACAGUACUGUGUCUACUGGUGCGAAAUAUUAUCGUGGGGUUUCCCCUUAAGACACCACUAGUCAUUAUAAGGACAGCACAGCAUAAUAUACUUCUAUAAACAAAUGGUUAAAUGUCUAACUAUAUAGUAUGUCUAGCGCAUUUUUGUGAACUUCAUGGUCCAUCCACAAUAAUUGUUACUCAAGUAUCUAGUCCAAAUUUACAAGAUGAUCAUAUUCUACCACCUACAAGUAAAUUACAAGCUUGUGCUAGUUGUGAAUUAAUUAUAAAGAAUGGAUCAAAUAAUAUUAUAACUCGAGAAAAUAUUAAGAAUCAACCUGAACGAGUAUUUAUUCUGAAUCAUUAUCCUGCUUCAGAAAAAAGAUAUACAGCAUUAACAAAACUUGUAAAUAAAUCUUUAUCAGUAGAGACAACUUCUGAUAUAUCAAAACCUUUAUUUUAUGGUGAUGCAAUUAAUGGAUAUUGUAUUAAUAAAAUAUUUAAAAUUAAAGAUAUUAAUGCUCGUGGUUCAGAAAGAAAAUAUGCUGUAAUGGUAGUAUGUGAUUCAGAAACUGAUAUAUUAUCAAAUUGGGAUAUUAUAUCUUUAUAUUUUAGUGAAAUUAUUAGUUUAAUUCAGGAAAGAGUAGAGAAUACUUUUGAAGAUUCAUUAAAUAAAAAGGAAUCUGAUGGUCAUGAAAAUACUGCUAUGUUAGAUAAUGAAAGAUACCUUAGACGGUCUAUGAUUAAACCUCGUUCAUUAGUUGAAUUAACUAAUGAUGAUCAUAUCUUUGUAAAGUUCCACCUUUGGAGUAUGGAAUUAUUAAAAGACAUCUUACGAUAAGCAACUAACUAACUAACUUAUAUAUAUAUAUAUAUAUAUAU